Messenger RNA from Melopsittacus undulatus (budgerigar), 6054 nucleotides. It is a transcript of the gene RAB11FIP5, whose product is annotated as RAB11 family interacting protein 5. The record is from RefSeq and is a predicted model, not a curated record. NCBI's taxonomy places the organism in Eukaryota, Metazoa, Chordata, Aves, Psittaciformes, Psittaculidae. The transcript is spliced from 6 exons. Gene Ontology annotation, biological process: regulated exocytosis. The coding region runs from base 108 to 4472 and encodes 1454 amino acids. Gene Ontology annotation, cellular component: mitochondrion; secretory granule; early endosome. Gene Ontology annotation, molecular function: small GTPase binding.
GCCCGGCUGCGGCAGCGGCUUCGGAUCGAGGCUCGGCCCGGUCCGGUCCGGUCGUGUCCGGUUGGAUCCGGUUCCAGCCGGUCCGGCGCCUCCCUCAGCGUCCCGUCAUGGCCCUGCUGCGUGCGGCCGCGCUGCCGGCCGAGGGGUCCCCGGCCUGGCUGCCCACCCACGUCCAGGUAACGGUGGUGCGGGCCCGAGGGCUGCGGUGCAAGAGCGGCGGCAGGGCCGGUACCAGCGAUGCCUACACCAUCAUCCAGCUGGGCCGGGAGAAGUACAGCACUUCGGUGGCCGAGAAGAGCACCGGUAACCCCGAGUGGCGAGAGGAGUGUGCCUUCGAGCUGCCCCCCGAGCCUGCGGCCUGCCCCGGCCUGCUGCUCACCGUCAUGCACCGGGCCCUGGUGGGCAUGGACCGCUUCCUCGGCCAGGCCUUGGUGCCGCUGGAGCCCGGCCUGCAGCAGGGCCGAGCGCCCGAGGAGCGGUGGCACAAGCUCCACUCCAAGGCUGGGAAGAAGGAGAAGGAACGUGGUGAGAUCCUGGUGUGCAUCCAGUUUACACGCAACAACAUCACAGCCAGCAUGUUCGACCUGUCCAUGAAGGACAAGCCCCGGUCACCCUUUGGCAAGCUGAAGGACAAGGUGAAAGGCAAGAAGAAAUACGACUUGGAGUCAGCCUCUGCCAUCAUCCCCAGCAGCAUGGGCGGCCUGGACAUGGAGGAUGACUAUGACAUAGGGGGCAAGAAAUCCAAAGUGAAGGGCUUCUUCCUGAAGAACAAGCUCCGCAAGUCAUCCUUGACUCAAUCCAACACCUCCCUGGGAUCUGACAGCACCAUCUCCUCUGCCAGCCUGGGGCUGGCCUCCAAUGUUGCUGAGGUAUCCAGGUCCCCCAGCAGACACAGCAGUGUGUCCAUGGAGCGCUCUGUGAAAGACUUGUUGCCAUCGCCCAAGCUGACCCACAAGAGAGCCUUCAGUGACGAUGUCUCCCAGGUGAGCCCGGUCCUGGAGCCCAAAGCAAUCCAAAGCCUGAAGCCAAAGAACGAUCCCGUGUCCCACUCUUCCCUCUGCAUCAAUGGGAGCCACGUGUACAGUGAUGAGCCUGCCCCAAGGAGCCCAGUGUGUGUCCCACAGGGCUCCAGCGUUCCCAAGCGGCACGAGGAGGGCUCUGGCUUUGCUCCCCUCCAUCCCGAGCCCCAGGAGGUGCCCUGGGGGGUCAGCAGCUUUGAGAGGACACAGCAGAGAGAGGAGCCCAGGUUCAUCCCAUCCCCUCCCAGCCUGGCCCUGCAGGAGGAGCUCAGGGUGUCCACCAAAGCUGUCACCCUCAGCAACCACCUGGGCAGAGCCAGGAUGGAGGAGAGCAGUCGCAUGGAGAGCAAACCAAGCCAGGCUGCAGCCCCCAUGGUCUCCACGGACACAGCGAAGGACAAGCAAGCUGAGGACACCAAGAAGGAAGACAAGAAAGCAAAGGGUGGCCUCUUCCACCAUAAGAGUGACACCGGGAGCAAGGGGCAAGGGGAGAAAGGGGCCUCUUCCCAUGGCUCAUCCAUGCACACAGCAGGAGAGGAGAGGAGUAAGAGCAGCAGCUGGUUUGGUUCCAAGGAGUCUCCUCAGAAACCCAGCUUCCCGGCUGGGCCAUGUGCUGCUCCAGAGGUCGCUGGGAGCUUUUAUUCCUCUGCGGAUUCCAGUCCCUCUGCCUCCCUAGGACAUAAAGACCCACAGAGGGAGUCUCCAGCCCCAAGCGUUGGUGUCCCCGUGCCGGAAACAACUCCCCCAUCACCGGGAGCUCUUCCUCCUCCUCCGGCCAAGGCACCCACUGUCCCUCCUCCUGUCUCGGAGUGGGAUGAGACCUUCGAUGCCUUUGCGACCAGCAGGCUCAAACCAGAGCUCAACAAGGAGAACUUCUUUGCCUCGGGGGCAGCAGAGGGUAUGGCUUUCAUCGAUGAUCCUGGUGCCACCAGCCCCAUGGAGAGAUCAGUGGAGCCAGCCCAGGAGGAGGGCACGAAGGCCUUGGAAAAGACUGAUGUGCAGAUCAGCACUGAAAUACCAGCAGCUCUACGGGCUUGGACCAACUUCUCAGGCUUAGACGUGGGGGCAAACCUGGUGAGCACAACCCAGGAGGCCACAGUGAUAGAGGAUGUGCUGAGCCCCGUGUCUGUGGGGUCCAUGGGGAGGAGGAGGAAGAGCAGCACUCCUACGGUUUGGACGACCACGUUUGCAUCGGGAAACCCGGGGGACAAAGAGGCUUCAGCAGCACUGAGUGCUCCCAGCAGUGUUAGGGAGGAAGGGGACAGCAAUGAGGACCCCUGUAGUGCAGGGACAAACGGCUGGAUGACCAUAGCCACCGAGAGCACCCCGGAGCCAUCAGAGAACAGCCAGAGCGUGGCAGGGCAGGAGCACAGGGCUCAGGAGAGCACCUUUGGCUCUCAUCCAGCCUUCCUCAGCGACAGCACCUUGGAGGCCAAGAGCGGCUCCCACACCACUACCUGCCUCUUGCCCAGGAGCACCUUCAGCCCCGAGCCCCUGCCCGGCACCAACGUGGUGGCUGUGCCCCCACGGCUGCUCCCGGAUGGGGCCCCACGACGGUUCCCUGUGGUUCCUGAGCCUGGGAUGGAGCCUCAGGCUGCGGGAGGCUCAGAGGAUGCCUUCGACAUCCGGACGUCGGUGUUCCGGCUCCAGGCCAGCAUGAGGCUGGAGGCCAGCGAGAGCAGAGUGAGGCUCAGCUCUGAUGCUCGGGACAGGAGGGUUGUCCUCCCUCCAUGGACAGGUAGCCAAGAGGAGCAGAUGGUGGCCGGCUCCACCGCACCACCACCCAAGCCUCCGAGGUGGUUUGCAGCCAUGGGAGGUGCAGGGGAUGGCGAGGAGGAAGAUGCUGGCAACCCACGGCAAGGGGGUGAGGAGGUGGAGAGCCCAAAGGCAGAGGGGGAGCUGCAGGGGAGCUGUCCGAGCAGCGAGAUCUCUAGCCCAGUACCUCCCAGUGCACCCACAAUGGGACUGGAUGUAGCUGGGAGCGAGUUCCCAGUCUCUGAAGAUGUGGAAUCUGCCCCUGUGGACUCAGUAGCUCCUGUGGAGGAGAGAGCUCACAAGCUGCCAGAAAGGGACACCUCUUUGAGGGAAGAGCCAUCAGAGAUGGAUGAGACACCUGCAGCUGAGCACUUGGAGACCUGCCCAUCAAAGUUGUCCCGGGAUGGAUUAGGCCAGUCAGGUUUAUCCCCUCUGAUGGGGACCGAGUGGGAGACAGCCUCCAACCAGGAGCCAUUCCCUGAGGGCCUCAGUACCUCAAGCCUAAACCCACCAUCCAGGCUAGACCUGGCCCAGCAGGAAACCUUCUGGCCAGCUCUGGAAGAGCAGGAAGCAUCCGGUCACUGCGUGGGUCUCAGCUCAGCACCACGACCCCAAAGGUUAGCGCAUGGGGAGAGCCCACUGCAGCCAGAGCUGGCCCGGGGUGAUGGUGAGGGGCAGCAGGAGCUGGUGACCGGCCCUAUGGGGCGAGCAGGGGGCCAGGAUGAGCCAUGUCAGCCCAUGGCAGUGGCUGUUCCUCCCUGGGAAGCAGAGCAGGGCAGCCCCACAACCAGUGAGCCCAGUAUGGACUUCAAGAAGGCUGAUUUCUGGAAGGCAGCAGGGGCCGAGGAGAGGCACAAGGAGGAUGCUCCAACCCCUUGGAACCCCUUUGCUCCAGCGCUCAGCCCAAACCCCCCCAGCAACCCCUUUGUGGAGGAGCCAGCAGACCCCAUCCCUGUUCAACCUGUGCUGCCCAAAAGGGUUGCUCGGGGCGGCUCCAGCUUCUCCAGCCUCCAAGAGGAAGCUCUUGGGCAAAGCUUCCCCAUUGACCUCCCUGGGGCUGUGCUCGGCAAACCCUUCCUGCAUGACCACCAGCCCUUGGCCUCCUCCACCCCUUUCCUCGUGGCUGCAACUAACCCAGAGCAGUUUGCCUUCCCUUGCCCCUGCCCUGCCGCCAGCAGCCGCGCAGCCGCCCGGCCCUGCCCUAUGCCACAGCCUGGGGACACACGAGCUUCAGCGCUCCUGGUUUUGCCCAGGGAGACACAGCCGGCUGAGAAGCCCCUUUGCCAGCAGAUUUCCAGUCCUCACCCAGUGAAACCCAUCAGCGCUGCAGGGCAGGAGCUCUCCAGUGAGAGGAAGCAGCAGCACAGGUCCAGCCUGACGGCUGCUCUGAGCAAUGGGCUGGAGAAGCUGAGGACGGUCACCACGAGCAGUGUGCAGCCUGUGGCCCCCUCCUCGCACCCGCAGAAGCCAGAGCCCAACAAGUUAAAGGACUCCACCGUUCUGGACCAGUCAGCCAAGUAUUAUCACUUGACCCACGAUGAGCUCAUCGAGCUCCUGCUGCAGAAGGAGAAGGAGCUGAGCAAGAAGGAGGAGCACAUCCAUGAACUGGAGAACUACAUUGACCAGCUGCUGGUCCGCAUCAUGGAACAGUCUCCAACGCUCCUCCAGAUCCCACUGGGAGAAGACAAGACCAAGUAACCUCUCCCCACAGACCAGCACUCCUCCAAUAAACACGCUGCAAACAUCCCUGCACUCCCCUUCCUCUUCCAAGAGGGCUCCAGUGGCUUCUGUUUGCCAAAGGUUACCUGCUCCUUCCCAGCCCAAGCUUAUCCCAGUUCUGGCUCCAGGGAGCUAUAGGGUGAUGGGCUGUCACCCACCCUAUGGGGAGGAGCAGAGGCUGAUGCCUCCUUAGGUUCCUGUUGUUGUGACCGAGCAGCAUCUUCUCAGGCACUCAUCUGCCAAUGCUUUAAGUGAGUGGUCCAUGGGCAUCUGAGAGCUGGAAACCAACCACCUUACCCGUGUCUUCCUCCUGCUGCUGCUGCUCUUCUGCCCACACUCUUCCAUAUCUCUUCUCUGAAGUGAUGUAUGCUGGCCCAUGGAUGGUGUUCAACUGGGUGAACAUCAGGAUGCUUAAGCUCAGUUAGGCUUCACCAGCAUGUAGGCACUUAGGGGAAGGAGCUACUGUUGGACACCUCUUUCCCUUCCUCUUAUACCCCAAAUGAAGAGUCUCCAUCUGAAGAGCUGGCUCCAGUGUGCCAACGAUACAGGAGGUGCUUCUGGAGCUGGAGGCCAGAAAGGACUCAAGCCAAUGUCACUGCUCAGCUAUGGGUGGUGUUGGUUCCUCUGCUGUGUGAUGCUGCCUCAGUUCCUCAGCUCAAACCUCUCCUGUGUCCAUAGGAAUCACCUUCCACCACCUGCCCCACCGCUGACUUGGUGUUGUCUUCCUCAGUGCAGCAGGAAACACCAUUAGGACUGAAGCUCAUGUGUGCAGAUGGGUGUCUGAGCACCCACCACCUCUGUGCAUGACACCCUGGGAGCUCAGACAUGCAUCCAGCCUCAGCCAUCACCACCACAGAGCUCCUUCGAGCCACUGCUGGCACCAAACACCUCGAGUUGUACCACAUCCAUGCUCUGGUGUCAGGGCUCUGCUGGCCUGGGCUCACCCAAAGGACUUAAAUGCUUCUUGCUGCUGACUUUUGAGUGGCCAUGAGGACAUUGGCCUGAGGCUGGUGAGUGAUGCUCCUGGCUGCACUGGAGGACCGGCAGCUUUGGCUUGGAGAUGCUGGGGAAGGGUCUAGAGAGGAUGUUGCUCCUCUUGUUCUGCCAGGGCUUUGGCUGGAGAAGGUGCCUGUGCAAGCAGAGGGUCAGUGGUGUGGGUCUUGAGCUGCUUGGACAUGUGAGGCACCUUCUCCCUCCCAUACAUCUCCCAAACUUACCUUCAAAUCCUUCAUACUCCUUCCUCCUUAAUUCCUUCCAGUUAUACCCCAACAUGGAGAAACUGUGCCUUUUGCAGUAGGACAGUAGCAGGCUCUGAGAUCCCAUUCUCAGCCCAACACAUCCCAUCUGGGGCUGCUUUCCCUCUGCUGCCAGCUCAUCUGAGAGAGGUGAGUUUAAGUGCAGGCAGCAGAGCCUUCCCACCCCUGCGUGGGGGUCACUUUGGCAGGAGUUCUGCAUGGACAGCAGAUAGGAAGAGAUGACACUGGGGGAAAAGCAGGCCAAGCAUUCCAGGACAAACUACAGCUGGAUAGAGAUAGUGUUAGGUCAUGCUCGAAGUCUGAGC